CGUGGCCUCAGCCAGGUGGGGGCGUGGCUUCAGCCAGGUGGGGGCGUGGCCUCAGCCAGGUGGGGGCGUGGCUUCAGCCAGGUAUGUGCUGCAGCAGCAGGUGGAAGAGGCAGAUGGUUUCAGAGCGAUGGGUCUCUACCAGCUGAUCGGUGCGGCGGUUCUGCUGACUCUGAUGACUCCAGAGUCAGAGUCGCAGCUCUCAGAUUGUGGUCAACCAGCACUAAACACCAGGAUCGUUGGAGGAGCGGAGGCUCCUCAAGGGUCGUGGCCCUGGCAGGUCAGUCUGGAGACCUCGUCUCACUUCUGUGGAGGAUCUCUGAUCAGCAGCGAGUGGGUUCUGACUGCAGGUCACUGCAUUAUCAGUAACAUAGGUUCAGCAAAACUGGUUCUGGGUCUUCAGAGUCUGACAGGAACCAACCCAAACAAAGUCACCCGGACAGUAGCACAGGUUAUCCGUCACCCAAGCUUCAGCAUUUCUACUCUGGACAACGACAUCGCCCUGAUAAAGCUCUCCUCAGCCGUGACGUUCAACAGCUACAUCUCGCCGGUCUGCCUGGCGGCGGCGGACAGCAGCUUCUACAGCGGCGUCGACUCCUGGGUCACCGGCUGGGGCAACAUUGGAUCUAGUGGUGGGUCUCACUGCAGAACAGAGCUACUCUGUUCAACUUGUGCUUAAGCUGGAUAUUCUUCUAAAACAAUCAGAUUCGCCAUGAAAGAACCAGUAGAAGCAAAGCUGGCUGGAUCCUGUAGAGCAGAUUUCAAAUCAGUAUUUGUCAAAACAUUAGAAGGUGCCGUCUCCCUCCUUUUUUACAGUAUCUGAGUAAAACUCUUGACAAUUCCAGCACUUAGCAAAAAAUGUAACGGUGGUGAUCCUAACUGGCCUGAAACGGGAAACAUUUAGUUUUAUUGCCACACAGAGGAAAGUGGAUGUUUUUAGUCUGUUAAACAGUGAUGGUCACUUCAAUAGUACCAGCGUUGGGCUGCCGGGGCCAGCGGGGCCGUCUCUGCUAGCCCAAGAAAAUUGAA
This is a messenger RNA of Poecilia reticulata (guppy), 1026 nucleotides long. Lineage: Eukaryota; Metazoa; Chordata; Actinopteri; Cyprinodontiformes; Poeciliidae. The record is from RefSeq and is a predicted model, not a curated record.